Messenger RNA from Trichosurus vulpecula (common brushtail), 507 nucleotides. Its product is annotated as peptidyl-prolyl cis-trans isomerase A-like. The transcript has a single exon. Gene Ontology annotation, molecular function: peptidyl-prolyl cis-trans isomerase activity. Gene Ontology annotation, biological process: protein peptidyl-prolyl isomerization; protein folding. NCBI's taxonomy places the organism in Eukaryota, Metazoa, Chordata, Mammalia, Diprotodontia, Phalangeridae. Bases 10 to 507 code for a protein of 165 amino acids. The record is from RefSeq and is a predicted model, not a curated record.
UCUGUGGCCAUGGCCAACCCCAACGUGUACUUCGACAUCACCAUCGAUAACCAGCCGCUGGGCAGGAUUACUUUCGAGAUCUUUGCAGACAAGGUUCCAAAGACAGCAGAAAACUUCCGUGCUCUGAGCACUGGAGAGAAGGGAUUUGGUUACAAGGGAUCCUCCUUCCACAGAAUCAUUCCUGGGUUUAUGUGCCAGGGUGGUGACUUCACAUGCCAUGAUGGCACUGGCGGCAAGUCCAUCUAUGGGGACAAAUUUGCUGAUGAGAACUUCAUCCUGAAGCAUACUGGUCCUGGUAUCUUGUCCAUGGCAAAUGCUGGACCCAACACAAAUGGCUCCCAGUUUUUCAUCUGUACUGCAAAGACUGAUUGGUUGGAUGGCAAGCAUGUGGUCUUUGGCCGAGUGAAGGAAGGCAUGGACGUUGUGGAAGCCAUGGAGAUUUUCGGUUCUCAGGAUGGCAAGACCAUCAAGAAGAUCACUAUCGCAGACUGUGGACAACUCUCAUAA